Messenger RNA from Cucurbita pepo subsp. pepo (vegetable marrow), 688 nucleotides. NCBI's taxonomy places the organism in Eukaryota, Viridiplantae, Streptophyta, Magnoliopsida, Cucurbitales, Cucurbitaceae. The record is from RefSeq and is a predicted model, not a curated record.
CCCUCUCUGCACUUCACCUUCCUUUCUCUCUCUCUCUGUGUUCUUCCAUUUCCAUGGCGGCCUUGGAGGAGCAUUACCAAUCCAAACAAACCAACAAUCCCACUACUCGUUUGAAGCUCUUUGGAUUUGACGUCCAAGAAGAUCUUGAAGACGAUUCCACCCCUACUCCCUCUGCCUCCUCCGACUCCGGCGCCGCUCCCUCCUCCGGCGACCGUAAGUAUGAGUGUCAGUACUGUUACAGAGAGUUCGCCAACACCCAAGCCCUCGGCGGCCACCAAAAUGCCCACAAGAAAGAGCGCCAGCAGCACAAACGCGCCCAAUUACAAGCCUCCCGAAACGCCACCGUUUUUAGAAACCCCAUCGUUUCUGCCUUUGCUCCACCGCCUCACCUCCUCCCCUCUGCCGUCCUCACCUCAUCAUCUUCCUGGCCGCCGGUAUAUAUGCCUCAGGCCCCACCCCAAUUCCAGGUCUCCCACGGCUGCGUCUUCACCCCACCGCCGCCACCGCCAGCCUUCUUUUCAACCGGGUCUCGGUCGGCUCACGGGAUAGUGGAUGGCCCGUCGCUGAGCCGGUUCUCCACCGUCGAGGAUGGACCCGGCUUCGAUGAUGGACCGGGUUUGGAUUUGCAUCUCAGCCUCGCACCGUCGGCGCCAUGAAAAUCGAAGCCCCCAACUUCUUUUUUUUUUUU